ACGUCAGCGCGUUGCAAUAUACAUCGAAGAGGUGCCAAUGUAGCGAAGUCGUCGCUACCGAUCCGCACAAAGAACUGUCAUUGAUUCAAUGCCCACUCACUAACGACAGAUUCUGUAGGCGCUCUUCACUGGGGUUGCUUUUAGCCGACCAAGCCGACUUCAUGUCGACAGUAUUCUUUAGAUUUUAUAUCACGGAGAGUAAGAGGACCAACACAUAAGGUGGCGAUUUACCUGGAUGCUGAAGAAAGAGUCAUUAAUUGACAUUUCCCUUCGGUCUUCACGUCAUGCCCUUGUUUACGUGAUAAUGAAUUCUCUCGAGAUUUGAUAUUCGAGAUUUUGAGCUUCACAAAGGAGGAAAUGGUUCCCAGGUUUUAUUCAGGUGAACAAAGGAGGUAGACGAUGACGAAUGCUGUCGUUCUAGGAGUCACCUUGGGUCUUGCAGGCGUUGUAGCAGGCGUGGUCUGUUUUGUGCUAUGUAGAGUGUACCGGAACAAGAAGCACAGGCAACAUAUUUCCUCAUUUUCCGGAUAUGAUGCCGUUGGAGACUACAAACCACCAUCCCUGAUGUCCAUUUCUACAGCUUCGCAGGAAGCGUUUAUGACAAAGGAGCACCGGCCUGUACAACCGUCCACUGGUCCGUCAAACUCCAGGGGGAGUAUUUCUACAAUGUCCCGGGGCAGUAUCAAAAGUGACCCGUUUACAGAGGAAACCAGCAGUAUAAGUGCCCGCAGCGACACCAGCGCAGAUAGUCUCAUAUUUGAUCCCAACUUUGGUGCUAUAAGACCGGAUCUGUAUCCCAGGAAGGAUGCAGUACUUCAGCAGUCCUCUGUGGAGCAGGGCAGGGGUAAACUACAUAUCCGAAUCAAGUACGACUUCCGGACCUCAGAUGUCCUCGUCCACCUCAUUGAAGCUCAAGAACUUGUGGUGGAUAGAUCAUUUGAUCAGGAAGGGGGAUUUGGAGAUCCCUACAUCCGGAUUAGUAUGGUUCCGGAAGUAGAUGAGAGAAUACGACAAUCAUCUGUCAAACGCAGAACCCACAAUCCGUUUUAUAAUGAAUUCUUUAAGUUCCCGGUGACACUUGACGAAGUGAAAGAGCGGACAUUGAUUUUUCAGGUCUUUGACUUUGAUAAGUUUUCCCGUCAUAAAACACUGGGUGAAGUUAGUGUCAAUUUGGGUCAAGUCGACGUCACAAACAGCGUAGAGAUGUGGUGUGACAUUCAAAAGCAAAGUCAGCACAAUGAUAUGGGUGAAAUUUUACUGUCCCUGAGUUAUCUCCCCACGGCCGAGAGGCUGACGGUAGUCGUGUUAAAAGCUACAGAACUUGUGAUGACUGCAGCGGGAGGAUCCUGUGACCCGUACGUACGGGUGUCACUUGUUGUGGACGGGAAGAAAGUUAAAAGAAAGAAAACCUCUGUCAAAAGAAGUACAACAGCUCCUGUCUGGAACGAGGCAUUGACCUUUAACAUUUCCUCAGACAUGUUGUCAAAGUGUAACCUUGAGGUCACGGUGCUUGACCAUGAUCUGAUAGGUCACGGUGAAUUUGUUGGACGAUGUAUUAUAGGACCAAACAGACCGGAAGCGGAAGGUAAACAUUGGAAUGACAUGCUUAAUAACCACCGGAAGUCGAUGGCAAUGUGGCAACACCUUUAUAGACGAUAACGUUUUAUGUGUUUUCCAACUAUUCAUCACAAUUCUGUUUUUUUAUCUUAUUCAUCAAAAGAAAAGUGCUUUAUGAAGAGUGAUUUCAUAUCCCAUCUCGCGAAAGAUACUAGGUCCACUUGUUCAUAGAUGUUUGUGUUAUAGUGUGUGCCGGUACUUGCCUUUUAUCCAUUGUGAUAUUGAAUGUAACCCUGUCAUAUAUCGACCUGAUGUAUUGAUCACUGAGUGUUGUGGCCUCUGCCAUUGGUCAUUUUUUUCACCAUUUGCUUCUUGUAGUACACGUGUUUUCUGUAUUAUAAAAACAAAAUGGCAGUAUAUAUGUUACAUGUUGAGAGUGGCAAAAAUAUACAUACUUAUUUAUUUUUAUGAAACGUUCAUGUUUCAUGAAUAAAAAAUCAACUCCA
Messenger RNA from Saccostrea echinata, 2063 nucleotides. RefSeq names its product synaptotagmin-5-like. NCBI's taxonomy places the organism in Eukaryota, Metazoa, Mollusca, Bivalvia, Ostreida, Ostreidae. Gene Ontology annotation, biological process: calcium-ion regulated exocytosis; regulation of dopamine secretion; regulation of calcium ion-dependent exocytosis. The transcript is spliced from 7 exons. Gene Ontology annotation, molecular function: calcium-dependent phospholipid binding; calcium ion binding; phosphatidylserine binding. Bases 400 to 1659 code for a protein of 419 amino acids. The record is from RefSeq and is a predicted model, not a curated record.